AUGGCACCUCAACUAGAGAAAGCACUCCACCUCAUCGACGAGGCCCACGCCCAAGACCCCAAGAAGGUCACAAUUGACGGACAAGAAGUGCCGUACGAACUGCACUAUGCUCAGCAGAUGACCUGGUACCUCGAGAGACGCUCGCCCGAUGCCUCAGACCCUCUCAAAAUCGCCAUCCGCGCACAGCACUUUCGUCGUUGGGAGGUGCCGCGCGACUCAUAUCCCAUGACACGCAUUGGGUACCACAGCUGGAGAACGUUCCUCAAGAAAAGACAGGCCCAGUUGGUUGCUCCCAUCAUGGAAGAGUGUGGAUUCAGUGCCGAGGACACGCAAAAGACAAUGGCCCUGAUUGAGAAGCAAGGUCUGCGCGAGGGUGACAAGGACACACAGGCCUUGGAGGACAUUGCUUGUCUCGUCUUCCUCGACGACCAAUUCGAAGCUUUUGAAAAGACGCUCGACGAAGACAAGAUCAUCAAGAUUCUGCAAAAGACAUGGGUCAAGAUGAGUCCCGAGGGUCACAAGAUGGCUCUCGAGCUGCACAUGUCGCAAAGAUGUCAAGAGCUGGUUGGAAAGGCUUUGGGUGCUUGA
Molecule: messenger RNA, 588 nt
Organism: Aureobasidium vineae
Lineage: Eukaryota; Fungi; Ascomycota; Dothideomycetes; Dothideales; Saccotheciaceae
Source: the annotation of a GenBank genome assembly